Messenger RNA from Penicillium griseofulvum, 1311 nucleotides. RefSeq names its product Carboxylesterase, type B. NCBI's taxonomy places the organism in Eukaryota, Fungi, Ascomycota, Eurotiomycetes, Eurotiales, Aspergillaceae. The record is from RefSeq and is a predicted model, not a curated record. The transcript has a single exon. Bases 1 to 1311 code for a protein of 436 amino acids.
AUGCUUUGGAUCCACGGCGGAGCUUUCACUGGCGGAACUGGCAGCGACCCGACAUUCGACGGUAGCAAUUUAGCCUCAAGAGGUGAUGUUGUGGUCGUCACAAUAAACUACCGCCUGGGAACAUUGGGAUUCCUUGCACUGGAUGAUGGCAACACCAACGGGAACUACGGAUUAGCAGACCAGACCACGGCGCUGGAGUGGGUUCGUCGGAACAUCCAAGACUUCGGCGGCGAUCCAGACAGAAUAACCAUCUUCGGCCAAUCGGCUGGUGCAGGCUCAGUACGGGCACUACUUGCUUCUCCUGCAGCGCGAGGCAAAUUUGCUGGUGCAAUUAUGCAAAGCAAUCUUGGUGGCUUGGCUUAUGGCACAACUUACUCGAAGUACUAUACCAUUGCGGAGGAGAUGGACGUUGUAGGGAAUGCUCUUCUUAACGAGACAAACUGCACAAAUGCUGCUUCACCGGUCGAGUGUUUGAGACAACUCCCCGCGACAACAAUUGCAAAUCUAGCUGACUCGGCGCGGUAUCUGGUUGUUGAUGGCGUCUACCUCCGAAGCUCGGAGCUGGAUUUGAUAAACCCAGCAUCAACUGCCAAUGUGCCUUUGAUGAUCGGUACGAUGAGAGACGAUGGCGCUGCCAUGAUUGGUUAUCCUGCAGUGGGACAAACUCUGAAGUCCUUCCUCAAUGAAUCUGGCCUGCCUGACUCAGUUGCACCAAGUCAACUCUUCCCCGUGCCAUCAACCGCUAAUGCUACGCUUGAUAUCUUCAAUACCUCCUCCCGCAUAGCCACAGAUGGAAUGUUCCGCUGUAUUGAUCAAGCAACUGCAUAUGCAGCCUCGAGAACCCAUGUCUUCCCCGAUAUCUUCUACUACGAGUUCAGCCGUUCAUACCAAAUGCCCGGCUGGUCCCCCAAUGCCCCGGUGUGCAAUGCUCCCACCACGGAUGAGUUCCCGAAUGGUGACCCGAGCCAGGAGUACUUUAAAUGCCAUUCUGGUGAGCUGUUCUACGUGUUUGGCAGUUUCCGUCGUCAGGGUUUACCGUUUCGGGAUGAGUUCGAUCUGCCAUUUGCGCAGUAUGUGCUAGAUUCUUGGGCAAGUUUUGCAAGGGUGGCUAGGCCUACCCCUGACUUGGCAUUUUUGAAGGCAAGAGGAUAUAGUAAUACAAUUCGAGAGAUUGAGGCAAGCGAGCCGUGGGAGCCGUUUGGUAAAGAAAGUCAGCUUCGGCUGCUUCAGUGGCCAUCUGGGAUGAGGGAUUUGAAUGAGUUGGAACAAUGCCGUGCUUUAGAAUUGUCUUUGGAUUACUUCGGCUCUUAG